AUGUUCAGAAAGCUCGCCGCCGCAGCUUUGCUGCCCUCUGCUCUCACUGGUGUCCUUGCCGCGCACACAGGCAGCAAUACCUGCGCAAAUGUGCACAUGAUGCUUGCCCGCGGAACAACCGAGAGCUAUCCGGGGCUGUUGGGCUCUUUGACCGAUCUCGUCAUGGCCGCAGUUCCGGACAGCGACUACGAGGACAUCAUCUACCCAGCUACCCAGGAAGGCUCUACUCCUAGCUACGAGGAAGGCAUCUUCAACGGCACCGCUCAAUUGAAGGCUUACGUUGCAGCCUGCCCAGAGUCCAAAGUGGUCUUGUUCGGAUACUCUCAGGGAGCCAUGGUCGUCAGCGACAUGUUAGCCGGCGGCGGCGAUAAUGGAACCUUGGGCAAUAUCACUAGCCCGUCUGUUGACCCGGACACUCUGGGCUCGCACAUCACCGCUGUGCUCCUCUACGGCGACCCCCGCCACAUGCCCAACCAGACAUACAAUGUCGGAGAUGUCACUGCGACUGGCCUCGAGGCGUUGUCGAAGUACGCCGACAGACUCCACGACUACUGUGACGAUAAGGAUGGCGUCUGUGAUGCUGCGGGAACCAAUCUCUCGGCUCAUUUGGCUUAUGCUACUAUUUGGGACAAGACGACCGCUACUUGGGUGGAGAGCAUGGUGGAGAAGAUGUAA
Aspergillus ibericus CBS 121593 is the source of this 675-nucleotide messenger RNA. RefSeq names its product alpha/beta-hydrolase. The coding region runs from base 1 to 675 and encodes 224 amino acids. Gene Ontology annotation, molecular function: hydrolase activity. The record is from RefSeq and is a predicted model, not a curated record. The transcript has 4 exons. Lineage: Eukaryota; Fungi; Ascomycota; Eurotiomycetes; Eurotiales; Aspergillaceae.